Naegleria lovaniensis is the source of this 1947-nucleotide messenger RNA. RefSeq lists its product as uncharacterized. Bases 1 to 1947 code for a protein of 648 amino acids. The record is from RefSeq and is a predicted model, not a curated record. The transcript has a single exon. NCBI's taxonomy places the organism in Eukaryota, Heterolobosea, Eutetramitea, Acrasida, Naegleriidae. Gene Ontology annotation, cellular component: nucleus. Gene Ontology annotation, molecular function: RNA polymerase II CTD heptapeptide repeat phosphatase activity.
AUGAUUGAUCCGAAUCAUCCUUCCAUAAUUUUAAAUACAGAUGGUAAUGAAGAGAAUGGUGGAGAUAAUAUUCGGAAACGAAAAGUAAAUACAAGUACGGAAACAUCAUCAUCCUCCAACAGUAGUCAUCAUCGGAAAUUAACUAAAUUACGGCAUGCCUCAAAUGAUUAUACUUUGAUACAUUUUCCAGAGCAAGUAGGAAAAGUGGAAUCUAUCACUUGGAUGGUCAAAGAAGGACAAUGUAUUCUUGCGUACGAGCCUUUGGGAAAAGUAGUGUACAGGCUGAUGAAUGGAAACCGAGAAGCAAUGACAAUAGUCAGUAAUGUGCCUGGAAAAGUAGAACAAUUGUUGAGAAUUGAAAAACCUUCAUCAUCAUCAGAUCAAUUAUCGGAAUCACAAAGAAUUUUCCUCAAACUUUAUAAUUGCAAUCAUCCGGAGACAUGGCAGGAAUUAUGUGCCCGAUGCAAUGGCUCUUGUUCCUCAUUGUACAUGAGAAAGAAGCUGAGCGGUGAGCCUUUUAAAUUUAUUUAUGAUAUGGCUACACAAUUUAAUUUCCCAAUACCGGAGAUGAAUGGUCAUGAUGAGAUUAAACCAACACAAAAGUCUCACGUUUCUCUUCUUCAUAAAUUGGGAUACACUAUUGACUUUGAUCAAGCAAUUGAAAUAGACAGACAAAAUCAGAGAAGACUUGUAGAAAAGAAAAAGCUUUCACUUGUACUCGAUUUGGAUCACACUCUUUUGCAUACAAUUAACGAUUUUGAAUAUUCAAGAGAAGGAAAUAGAAGUAAGCCAUUUAGAGAGGUGUACGAUGGCUCGGAGUUGCUUAAAAAGCAUAUCCAUCGAUUUUUCAUGCGAGGAACGUUUCACUUUGUCAAGUUUAGACCUAGAUUAGAUGAAUUUUUGAGAAAAUGUGGCGACUUAUUCGAAAUGCAUGUUUUCACACAUGGAGAGAGGCAAUACGCCGACCAAAUUGGUUCCAUGCUAGAUCCAAAAAGAGAAUUAUUUGCUGAUAGAAUACUCUCUAGAGAUGAAUGUCCAGAUAUUAAUACUAAAACACUAAGUAACGUUUUUCCAUGUAGCGACAAAUCAGUACUCGUCAUUGAUGACAAAACUGAUGUUUGGAAGAACAAUGCAGAAAAUGUUAUUCAAAUAGCUCCCUAUGACUAUUUUAGACGUAUAUUCGGUGUACAGUUAGAUGUAAAUAAUGCUCCAGGAAAUGAUGCAGACAGAAAACAACAAGUACCUUCUGCUCAACCUCCUAGGCCUGUAAACUACAAACUCAUUGAGAGUACGAUUGAUGACUAUGAGGAAGACGACCAAUUGGACGUUGUUUAUAACCUUCUUGAGAAGGUUCAUGCUGAGUAUUUUAAGGGACUAACGUUAUCAAAAGAUGAGGAUGUUGACAACAGAGACGUAAAAAUUAUUUUAAAAGAAAAAAAGAAAGACAUUUUGCGAGGAAAGCACAUUGUAUUUAGUGGAGUAAUUCCAUUACAACAAGACCCAAAACAACAUCCUGCAUGGAGGAUUGCUCAAGACUUGGGAGCUACAUGUUACACCGAUAUUUGUCCUUACGUUACACAUCUAGUUGCUGGCAGAAAAGGAACCGAGAAGGUGCGAAAAAUUGAACAAAUGCCUGGUGUUCAUAUUGUGCAUGAAUCUUGGCUAUAUGCAUGCAUGAAAUACUUGAAAAAGCAGAAUGAGUUUGACUAUCAAAUCGUGGAUAUAAAACACUAUCCCAUCAGUGAAAAUUAUCCAAAAAGCAAGAAGGAAAUUGUCAAGUUCCAGCAAGUGUGUGCCGAUUUUGUGGAUUAUAUUCAACAAGAGGCAUCAGAGUUGGCAAGGAUUCAAGAGGAAGAAACAACAAAAGAAUUGGAAGCAGAUUUAUUUGGAGCUGAUGCGGAAUCAGAAAGCAGCAGUGAAAGCGAAAGUGAGAGUGAUAGUGACUAA